Molecule: messenger RNA, 663 nt
Organism: Trichomonas vaginalis G3
Lineage: Eukaryota; Parabasalia; Trichomonadida; Trichomonadidae
Product: galactose-binding domain-like family
Exons: 1
Coding region: 1-663 (220 amino acids)
Source: RefSeq, a predicted model, not a curated record
AUGCUGUUUAUUCCAUUAGUGAGUUGUAGCCCUAAAGGUACGUUUUAUUAUGUUUUUGAUGACAAAAUAGUUAAUGUAGAAGCAUCAGGCUCAUCUAAACAGUAUCAUAAUGGAUCUUCUCAAUAUAUGAAACCGGAAUAUUCCAUUUAUCCAUGGGAUAAGCAUUAUGAUUGGUGUUCUAAUUGCGAGGAAACAUAUGAUAUUCAUCCAUGGAUUACAUUUUCGUUGCAAACCAAGAAACUCAAAUUCGAUAGUUAUUUUAUUCGUGCAGGCUGCUGUCGCGAGGAUUGCUGUUGUGAAAAUGAAAUUCAUGGCUACUGUGUUGAAUGUUGUUUGUACUCUUGGUCUCUACAGAUCUCAAAUGACAAUGAAACUUGGGCCGAAAUCCACAAAGUCGUGAAAGACGAAGAAUUAAGGAGAUGCAAUGAAAAGACAUACAAAUUGGAUAGAAUGUAUGAAGCAAAAUUCGUAAGGCUAAUACAGAAUGAAGCUUGCCCUGAAGAUCCCCCAUGCAUUGCCAUCAACAAAUUUGAGUUUAUUGGAGAGCGUUUUGAUGAUCAAAUGGACCCACUCGAAAAGAGAUUUAUCGGGAAAGAAGAAGACAAUGAAGAUAUAAGUAUAAUUGGCCAAAUAUCAAGAAAUGGAAUUGUGAAAAUAAAUUAA